Messenger RNA from Cantharellus anzutake, 1356 nucleotides. RefSeq lists its product as uncharacterized. Gene Ontology annotation, molecular function: syntaxin binding. Bases 1 to 1356 code for a protein of 451 amino acids. NCBI's taxonomy places the organism in Eukaryota, Fungi, Basidiomycota, Agaricomycetes, Cantharellales, Hydnaceae. The transcript is spliced from 12 exons. The record is from RefSeq and is a predicted model, not a curated record.
AUGAGCGGUGCCGCUAGCUCAUCUUCCACAACAAGAAGGCCCCUUCCAUCCACUUCACCUCCUGUCCCAAACGGACCUCCUCUCGUUACCCCUGAUGCUCCCCGCCCCACCGCUAGUGGUCGCCCGAAAAAGAAAGCUCCAGAACCACCCGAUCCUGUCUCCAUAUAUGAAAGCGUGCGAAACAGGAUUGCAGCGCUUGAAGAGUUUGAAAAUCGCGAGGAGGAAGAAGACCAGAAAACGGCCGAGGAGGCCAACUUGCGAGUGAAAGACAUGUCUGAUUCAGCUAUUCAUCAGAAAUACGUCGAGCUUUAUCAACAACUCAAGCGUGUCGAGCGAGAACACGUUAGGGAAAGGCAGAAAUUAAUCAAGGAUAAAGAUGCCACCAGGUCCCAAUUGAAUAAGGCCAAUUUAGCACGUACUAAGCUCGAGAAUCUGGCCAGAGAGCUUCAGAAGGACAACAAGCGGCUCAGAGAAGAUAGCAAGCGAUUGCUUUCAAGUGUUGAAGAUGCCCAAGAAGUGAUCGAAACCAUGAAGAACGAAAUCGAACGACGAGUCGAUGAUGUUAAAUCCCGUCGUCAAAGCUUUCGCGACUCCGAAUUCUUCAUCAAAGUAAUGUGCAAAUAUCGUGUUGAGCUUGCCUUUAAAGUAACGCGUAAGAUGAAACUCGAGAGGUUAUUCAGUGCAUGGUCUAUGCGGAUGGCCUCUUCGGACAAUUCUGCUGUCAAUGCCUCCACCGACGCUGAUGCUAAAAGCAGCGUGAAGGAAUAUUUUUCUCACCCUGCAACUACUGCUGUCACUGUUGCUGAUUUCAUUUUUACGCACUACGGGAGGAGUCUCAAUGGGGAUAAUACGGUUGAAGAAGCAGGGAUCGAGGAGAACGAUGUGAUCAUUGCUAUUGAAAUGAUGGAUCUUACGGAGGAUGGUGUGGUACGCCUUGAUACAUUUUCUUUUGGUGAUCUUGUGCUGACGAGUCAAAGGGAACGGUUGAAGAAACACUGGCAAGAAGAUCCGAUAGAGUAUGGACACGCGUUUCCUUCGGAACUUGUUGCUGUAGUGCAGACGCGCCUCAUUGACCUGUUACGACAAUACGAAUUACGGGAACGGCAUUUUGAAGCCAUCUUGCGUUCGAAAGAACUAGAAGUUCUCCUAGCCAAGGCUCGUGCGGAGGAACAGAAGAAUAUUGCCGAAGCCGAAAAAGAUGGGUUGAAAGCCGUGCAAUCGGAUAAUAAACAAUUGCAACAGUCGAUAGAAGCGAUGCAUUCUUCUCAGACGAAGUUAAUGGACAAACUGAUAGCAUGCUGUAAAGAGGCAAGUUAUUGUAUUCGCCCCCCAAAUCUCCAUCUUCUAUCUUACUAA